Molecule: messenger RNA, 1950 nt
Organism: Copidosoma floridanum
Lineage: Eukaryota; Metazoa; Arthropoda; Insecta; Hymenoptera; Encyrtidae
Cellular component (GO): cytoplasm
Molecular function (GO): glycosyltransferase activity
Source: RefSeq, a predicted model, not a curated record
AGACAUCUACACUUGGCCGUGGAAUACAAAGGAUUUUUCAAAUACAUGCUUACAUUGCAUCACCAAAAAUCUGAUAUUAUGAUCUACUUAUCCCCAGACCAAAAUAAAUGGUUAUGAAGAUGAAUUUUCCGUAUUUAAGGUGCUGCACCAAAUGGGUAGCUGUAUGUAGUUAAUCAAUUGCAUUUAGAUAACAUGGUUUUACAAAGCUGUUCAACUGGAAGCUCUCGUUGUGCUAGGCGUGCUCUUAUUAUCCUUCUAGUCUGGGGUCUUUUUGUUAUUGCCACAGUCCAAUUUCGACAUUCUGGACAUAAAAACUUCUUUUUUAACGCAUUUAGUAGUGAAGUGGGUCUUCUGCCAGACUCAAAAAAUGAAUUCCAAAGUGAUACUGCUCGUCGAUUUAAUUCGCAAAAACAGAUAAGUACCAGUCAAUUCCAACCCAAACAAGAAAGAAGCAAAGCUUACGGGUUAAAUGUACAUAAUGGUGAUAAUAGUACCAUCAGUAAUCUUAUUAACUUCCAACUCAAUCUUGUUCACCAGCCCUUACAGACCGAAGAUGAAUUAAUUAAUGAAAUUGAAGCACGAUUACCUAGUUUGCCACUAUCUUAUUGGACUAAUUUUAUAAAAUUUGGGCAAGCAAAAUCCACAAAAAUAACAAAACAAAAUUGUACCCCUCUUUAUCCAAAUGUGUUUGAACUUGAAUUUAAUAAUUUGUAUUGGCAGACAUUGCAUACGAGUAACGGUACCUUCCAGCUUUUUGAUGCUUUUUAUGAUAACCGCAAGCUGUCACGCAUCGGCCCAGCUAUACGGAUCAUUGGUAUGAUUAAUAGGAUAGAACCUACUGUGAAAUGUUUCUGCCAAAUGUGGUUCAAAGGUGAACGUGAAGCUCGCAUUGUAGAUGUAUUUGAAUACAAAUAUAUUUGGUAUUCCAAGUGGGGAAAUUAUAAACAAGAUAUUUAUCAACCAUAUGUCAUAGCAUGUAAGGUACCACAGUCACAUUGGCAAAAAGGUCCUCCUGCCUCGAUUUCCUUAGUUGAAAAACGUUGUGAUACAGCUAAAAAUAGUCUGAAAGUUAUCUACAACAAACCUCCUAAAAAAAAAGAUUUUGCAGUGUGUGUUAAAGGUUUGGAUUUUUUGCACGAAGAUCUUUCAAUAAGACUUAUUGAAUGGAUCGAGCUGAUUGGAUUAUUGGGAGCAGAUAAAAUAUUUUUUUACCAACUGCAAGUGCACCCUAAUGUUAGUAAAGUCUUACAAUACUACGAACAGUUAGGUAAGGUUCACGUCACACCCCUUACGCUGCCUGGUGGACAACCUAACUUACCUGCUUUUCAGCAUAUGUAUCUCACAAAAAAAACAAAUCACAAGCGUCAAAAUGAGCUUAUACCGUAUAAUGACUGUUUGUAUAAACAUAUGUAUGAGUAUGAGUAUAUAGCGUUACUUGACGUAGAUGAAGUUAUAAUGCCUGUACAAGAUACUACGUGGAAAGAGCUGAUGAAACGUGUGAUGCCAAAGGCACUAAAGUUCAAAAAUGAAACGAAAGCAUCUUACAAUGUACGAAAUGUUUACUUUUUUGAUGACUUAAUGGAUUCUCAUGGGUCUUUCAAUAACAUUCCAAGGUAUAUGCAUAUGUUACAGCAUGUAUACAGAUCGAAAAACUUUACAAAACCAAAUCAAUACAUCAAGUGCUUCCAUAAUCCAGAACGAGUUGUCACAUUACACAAUCAUUUUCCUCUAGCAUGCCUUGGUGCCGGAUGCUCAAGUUAUCCUAUUGACACUGAAGAUGCGCAGUUGCAACAUUACAGAGCUGAUUGCGUUAAGUCUUUAAAAAAAACGUGUAUAGAAUAUCGAGAAAAACGUAUUCAGGACACGACCAUCUGGCGUUAUAAAGAUAAACUUGUUUCUAAAGUCCGUGCCACUCUAAAAAUUUUAGGAUUUCUCAACACUACUGAGUGA